Molecule: messenger RNA, 2746 nt
Organism: Didymodactylos carnosus
Lineage: Eukaryota; Metazoa; Rotifera; Eurotatoria; Philodinida; Philodinidae
Source: the annotation of a GenBank genome assembly
GAACUGAUCAUCCAGAGUUAUAUAACUGGUUGAUCAGUGCUGAAUAUUGUGCACUGCAUAAGUCUUUCAGACCAGUUGUUUUAGAGUGGCUUGAACUAGUCUAUGAUUUAAUAUGUGGAAUUCGUCAUUCGUAUGUACAAGAGUGGUAUAUACCAGCGAGAACUCUAUUUCAAUCAGAUUAUGAUAAUAUUUUAAAAAAUCUCAAUGAUAUUGCUGAUAAUUUAUCAUUAGAUAAAAUUUCAGACUUUUUAAAAGUACGUGGUAGUCAUUUAAAUGUUUACUAUUCUAUAUUAAAUGUGUUAAAGCUAAAUCCAUAUUUACAUAAAUUUGUACUGUUAGUACAGAAUAUACAAAUUGAUUUAGAUCUUGAAAACUAUAUUAGACAAGCAGAACAAUUGGCAUCCCUCUAUUUGUGUCAAUUUGAAUUAUUUCGUACACAUUCACUACUUAAAAAUGUUUAUAAUACCAUAGAAAAAGGGUUCGAAUAUGAGUUUCUUGAUCUAACACCAACAAUUACACUUGAUCUAUGGCCAAAAUGUUUAGAACCCACAUUAGAUGCAAUUGGAGAACGUUUUGGACAGAAAUUGGCUAGUAAACUUCGUGCUCUUCCAUUUUGUCUCGUAUCAAAAUGGUCACGUGAAGGUAUUCAGGAUGAAGAUGGCCAUAUUGAGUUUUGUUAUUCAUUUUCAAGAGCUGAAAUUCUAAUAAGUCUUAAUCGUACUGAAAAACAAACAGCAUUUUCGUUGGUUAUUAAAAGAUUAUUUUAUCAAAAUAUUUUUGAUUUAUAUAAAAUGGACGAAAACGGUCAACCAUUAAAACGAAUUGAUUCAUAUUUAGUUAAAAUGUUAACAUUCUGGUAUAUUGAAUUAAUACCCGAACUAGAAUGGGAAACUGUGACAGACAAAAAUGAUGCUCGUUCAGUUGGACCUUAUCUAAUGGGAUUUAUUGAUUUUGUGAUAAAAGCAUUUAAAUCUCAUUACGUUAGUUCCUAUUGGAACAGGAAUCGAUCAACAUCAACAAAUAAUUUGUUAAGAAUGUAUGAUCAAUCAUUGUUGGAUCAGUACGUCGAUGUUCUGCUAAAAAUACGUUACAACCUCAUUGAAUACAUAAUAACUUUGAGACAGCACUCUCAACAAGAAUGGAUUAAAUUAUUUGAAUUAAAUUUUAAAGAAAUUCAUGAUGAACAUCUCUUUGAUAUAUUAAUUUAUUCAUCCGGCUAUGAUCUUCUUCUUCAGUCACAUAGUGAAAUGAAUUCAUACGAUCGAGCUGAUUUUUAUUUAAUUGGAUGUACACUUAAGGAAAUGAGUGAGCAACAUCAUUUUAGAAUGUCAGCAUCAAAAUGGCAUGAAAUAUUUGAUGUUAAGUCUAUGUAUACUCAUGAACAAUGUACAAGUGGUUGGGUGAAACAACAACGAGUAAACGAAGACUAUGGAGAAGUUGUCGAAUUUGUCCGAACGUCAUUAUCAGCAAAUGCAAAUAUCUUUUUUCCCAAAAUAACGACAAUCAAUCUUCAUGGAGAAAUGGGUAUCGAAUGGGAAACAUAUAAUCCAACACAAGCAGAUACCCGAUUUGAACCGUUAGAUUCAACCUAUGAAUUUGCGUUGACAAAAGAAACAAGUAUGUAUAAAAAAGGUGUGAAUUAAAAGCUGUGGUCAGCAGUAAAAAGCUUUUACAUACUUUCUAGAACAGUAACUUUCUAACGGAAUAAUUCUCAAUUGAAUCCUUGAUCUCCGAAAGGAUCAUCUGUUUCUUAUUUAAAAAAAUAAUUUUCUUUACUACAACUUCAUCUGUACUUUUUUUCUACUUCUAACAGAUGUAAAGAAAGAGUCAAACUCAGUGGAUAUUUCAAAUGACUGUGUUUUUUCGAAUAACAAGAGUAUACCGAAAGAUAAGAAAGUCGUUUAAACGCAUAUACAACAACUUUUCGUUGGCGAAUUAUACUUUUUUUCUAUUGUUACCAGUAUAUUAUGCGACUUUUUGGUUUGCCAUUAACUACUGUAUUUACUUGUGUUUUCGUUAUAAAACUGUAUAUGUUCAGAUUGUUUUCUUUUUUGUACGAUAUUGUAGAUUGCUUCUCAGAAUAAAAGGACAGUCUAGAGGAUUUUUCUGAAUCUUCUAGAAAUUUAUUAUUCUUCGGUAGAAUCUAUCUGGAUUUCAGUGUGCCUAGGACAAUUCAAGCGAUGCUUUAUAAGGAUUUUAAUUAAGAAAACUCUAAUAACGUACUGGCGCGAUUUUUCAUAUAGUAGUUAUUUAACCAUCGACAUUUAUCCUUUUAGCCAUCGGCUGCCACUAAUAACAGAAUAUUGAUUUGCUACAUGAUCAUAUAUGCCCCUGUCUUGUGAAAGUUGUGACAGUUUAAUAAUAAAGUAGAUUUAUCGCGAGAACGAUCUCGUCCUUCAACCACUAAACCGACUGAAACUAAAGCGAAAUUUCAUGGUUACUCAAGUAUUGUACAAAAUGGUACAAAACAUUAAACAUUCCCACUAAGAAAAUUCCUAAAUGAGAAAAUAAUGUCAGAAAGAGUAAAAAAAAUAGCUCACUUUGUGAGCAGCAUACAAGAAAAAUGUGUAAAUAAAUGAAACAAAUGUUAGUAUAAAAGCAUGCACCAGAUUAGAGAGCGUUGAGCUAACUAGUACUACAUAGAAAAUCUAAUCUUCAAUGAAGUAAUCAACCGCAACUCAACUAAACUACAUGGUUGAGGAGAGAACAAAAAAGGUAGAAAUCACAAACGCCAUAAGUGGCAGAC